Molecule: messenger RNA, 4626 nt
Organism: Sinocyclocheilus grahami
Lineage: Eukaryota; Metazoa; Chordata; Actinopteri; Cypriniformes; Cyprinidae
Product: laminin subunit alpha-3
Exons: 29
Coding region: 9-3953 (1314 amino acids)
Biological process (GO): regulation of cell migration; regulation of embryonic development; cell adhesion
Molecular function (GO): signaling receptor binding
Source: RefSeq, a predicted model, not a curated record
ACACGGGAAUGUCAGGAUCAGCGGCGUGGCGGAGUGCAGCACUGAGGGCCCUUGCGUUCGGGGCCCUGCUUGUGCUGGUUUGUGGGGGACCCAGACCCGGACACAGGAGUGUGCAGCAUCAGAGAGAACAGGCAGAGUGGACUCAGAGAGUUCAGUAUCCAGCGGUCAACGAUGCACAGCGCAUCCAGAUCCCUUCAGUGGACGAUGCACAGAGAUGCUCUGCUGGUUUCUAUCUGGACAGAAGCGGUCUGUUUGCUCGUUGUGCUCGCUGCUCCUGUAACAGCUUCUCUAACGAGUGCGAGGAAAACACCGGCCGAUGUCUGAACUGCGGUGAUAAUAGAGCAGGGGAUCACUGUGAGCGCUGUAGAGAUGGAUUUUACUCAGAUGCAGCACAGAGGAGAUGCAGCGCGUGCCCAUGUCCUCUCAGCAACAAUGCCAACAAGAUCAGCGGCGUGGCGGAGUGCAGCACUGAGGGCCCUUGCGUUCGGGGCCCUGCUUGUGCUGGUUUGUGGGGGACCCAGACCCGGACACAGGAGUGUGCAGCAUCAGAGAGAACAGGCAGAGUGGACUCAGAGAGUUCAGUAUCCAGCGGUCAACGAUGCACAGCGCAUCCAGAUCCCUUCAGUGGACGAUGCACAGUGUGCAGGAAUUCUCUGGAGCUCCAAGACACAAAUACAGAAGAGCAGUGUGAAGAGUGUGAUAACUGUGCACAGACAUUACUGAAUGAUCUGGAAAAGCUUGAUAUUGAGCUGAGGAGAAUUAAAGAUCAACUGGAUUUGGACUCUCUCAGACCUUCAUCAAAAGCACAUCUGAGGAAGCUUGAAGAAGCCAUUACUGCCACAACGAACCUGGUGAACACAUUCAGCUCUACCGUCGACAAUCAGGUGCCUAAAAUUAACCAGCUGGAACAAGAUGUUUCUAAUCUGGGCGAAGAUAUGGACAGUCUAAAAGAACAGGUCUGGAAGCAAACCGAGGAUUCGCAGAAAGCACUUUCUAACGCUGAAAACAGCCACGAACGAGCAAAAGAUCUGGACACCGAGACACAGAACCUCCUCAGAAAAAUACAAGAGCUCCUGAAGCAGCUGAUGGACACAAACAGCAGUGGAUCAGCUUUGCCCAACGCAGAUUUAGCCAAACUCCUGGAACAGUCUGAGAACAUGGUGAAGGAGAUGGAAAAACGACACUUCACUACACAGAAAGAUGCAGCCAGGAAAGAGCAAGCUGAAGCAAACAAAUUUUUAGAGAAUGUCAAAAACAUCUUAAAGCAGUGCGAUGAGAAUGAAGCGGCGUCGAAGCGUGCUGACGAUCUACUGAGCAGCUAUGAGGCCAAACUGAAAGAGUUAGAGGAUCUGCUCAAACAGGCUGAUAAUACGGUGAAGAAAGCCAUCAAUCAGAACGACAUCAACACUGAAGGCCUUAAAGACAUUCUGAAACGAGUGAAAGAUCUGGAGCGUGAGAGAGACCUUGUCCAGGAUCAGAUUGUUCUUGCGGUGAAACAGCUGAAAGACACUGAGGACGUCCUGAAUAUGUUCAGUGACAGCAAAAUGGUAAACCUUCAGAAACACAGAGACAGUAUAAGAAACAUGACACAAAUAUUCCCAGGUCAAAGAGAAAAAUUAACCUGCCUUGGUAGGGCUGUACAGAAUGUGAGUGGGCGCUCUGGUGUGCAAACCGCUCUCUCUGGGAUAGAGGCGUACAAAAACAUCACCGACGCUGUCAACGCUGCAGAGGAGGCGGCGAAGAAGGCCAAAGAUGCGGCAGGCAAAGCACUCAAUGACGUCAGUGAAGGGAACUUAAUCAACAGGGCAACAAAUCUGAAAAGCAAUGGCAAUAACCUACUUAAAGUUGCCAAAAAUGCAGCUAAAGAUCUCAAAGGAGCAACUAAAGACCUCAGUAAUCAGAAGGAACGCCUGCAAGCUGCUGAAGAGAAGAAGAAAGCUCUAGAAAAGGAGUUGCUCUCUGUCCAGGAGGGUUUGAAGGGCAUUCAGAGAGAUGACAUCGGUAACAUUAUCGACGCGGCGAAGAAAGCGGCAGCGGCGGCCAAUCGCACCACGAGUGACACAAUGAACCAGCUAAACGACAUCAAAGCAGAAGUUACCAAGAUCUCUAUUAGUCCUUCUGUCUCGAAUAUCGACAAUGUUCUCAAUAAUGUGGAAAUGACCGUCAGAAAUGUGAGCGGCUCCAUCCCAUCCCUGCUGGAUAAAAUAGAUGAGAUCAAUUCUCAGAUCAGCGCCGGGAACAACGUGUCUGAUAAUAUUAAUAAGAUAAAGGAACUGAUUGAGCAAGCGCGAGAUGCUGCUAACAGAAUUGCUGUGCCUAUGAAAUUCACGGGUAAAGGGCAUGUGGAGCUGCGUCCGCCGCGAGACUUGGAUGACCUGCGGGCAUACACCGCUCUCACCCUGUCCCUCCAGAGACCCGAGAAACCCAUCCGGCAGCGACGCCAGACAAAUGAUGACAGUCUGUUCGUGCUGUACCUCGGAAACAAAGACGCAUCCGGAGACUACAUCGGAAUGGUUCUUCGCAAUAACACCCUGCAUGUCAUCUAUAAGCUCAAUGGAGAGGAGUACAAUAUUGAGGCAUCCAGCAUCACUGAGUCCUCAUCUGAUCUGGCUUUCUUCGACAAAAUCGACAUUUACAGAAUAUAUCAAGAUGCACAAGUUAUUCAAACAAAGCAGUUCACGUCAAUCAAUCCGAAGCCGCCACAGCUGAAAGAAAACCUGGGUGAACUAACACACAACCUGCUGGAUCUCAGUCCAGAUAAAGUGGUCUUCUAUGUUGGAGGUUAUCCAGAUGACUUCAGGCCACCUGCCUCUCUCAACUAUGGCAAAUACAAGGGCUGCAUUGAGUUUUCCACCUUCAACGACAAAUUCAUCAGUCUGUACAACUUUAAGAACGCGGUUGAUAUUAACUUGGAAAACCCUUGCAAGAGACAAAUCCCACUGACGAUCUCAGAGUCAGAUUAUUAUGAAGGCACCGGUUACGCCAAAGUCCUGCUUGAAAGAUUCCCCAACUAUCUGUGGAUCAUUCAGAAAGUGGAGACGAGAGCUAAGGAUGCUCUUUUGCUGUAUUUAGGAGACGAGGAGGAUGACUUUUUCUACAGCGUCUCUCUUGAGAAAGGUUACGUUGUUCUGCGUGGCCAAAACAAAAAUAAUAUUUUGGAGACCGUCAGAAGUCAGGACAAGCCAAGUCUUUCUCCGGAAACAGAUGUGAAAGUCUUGAUUAUUGCAGGAAGAGAGAUUAAAGUCCGAGUCGGGAACACCGAGGUCAAAAUGACGGACGUCAUUCCACAAACGUUCAAGCACUUCUACGUCGGCGGGAUUCCCAACUCUUUGCGUGAGAGAUACAACAUCACUAUCCCGGCUCUGAAAGGCUGUGUGAAAAUUGGCACCGCCGGCGGCCCCACCCCGAGCGUUGAAGAGAAAGUGGGCAUCGGCAGAGGCUGCAAUAAUGAGCUACUGAUGGUGAGGAAAGCUGAAUUCAGCCUCGGCAGUGCAUUGGAGAAACUCCAUGAAGACUUCAGCUUGGACGAUGUCAGUCUUUCUCUGGGCUUCAGGAGUACAAAACCAGACGGCAUCCUGCUGCAGAACAGCAAAAAUAAUAAAGACAUUGAGCUUUCCAUGGAGAGCGGAUAUGUGCUCCUGAAAUUCCAAGGCAGCGUCUGGAAAUCUACUAAGCAGUACAGGGAUGGAGAAUGGCAUUAUCUCACUGUUUCUGGACAGGGCCAACGCACUGAACUUCGAAUCGAUGAAGAAGAUGUUGGCCAGAGAGUGACGGGAUCUUCAUCUGGACUGUAUUCGUCCAGCGUGAUCCUGGGCAAAGACACCUUUAAGGGCUGCAUCUCCAACCUUUAUCUGAGGAGACCUGAUUCUCUAUAUAGAGCGGAGGAUCUGAGCGCUUACUCUUCCACAGGAGACGUGCUGUUGAACACAUGCAGCGCCGCACGCGAUAUGUAGCAGCAUAGCUGAGGCGAGGAGUAUCUGACGCAGACAUUUCACAUGGAGAUCUUUGGAAGAAAUGCUGUUAUAUUACAGCAUAACCAACUCACUUUAACCAGCUGCUGCAUUGCAUAUAUUUUCAUGGCACAUCUGUGGUAGUUUUAAUUUCAUUGUCCCAUUAGAGAUAUAACAACUGCAUUGUAAAAGAUAAUCAAAUGACAAUUUAGCAAUUCUGGAAACUUCUGCUGUGUUAUUGAGCUCAUCUAAGUUGGCUUGAGAGAAUGCUUGCCUGUACUUUUACACCACAUUUCAGAUUAUGCAUUGUGUUUAAUAGCAUUUUGUGGUGAUGAAACACAAUAAAAUGUUAAACAUGGAAUACAACUCCUUUGCAUUGCUAUGGCUUACUUAAUAGCUAUAAUUCUAUGUGGACAAAGUUUUAGACUAAUAUUUGGCUGCUACAAGUUAAAGUGCAUUAAAUCUUGCAUGGAUAUUAUACACACUCACCAGCUACUUUAUUAGGUAAAGCUGUUCAACUGCUCAUUAACACACAUAUCUAAUCAGCCAAUCACAUGGCAUUUAGGCAUGCUGACAUGGUCAAAACACAUCUGCUGAAGUUCAUUCCGAACAUCAGAAUGGGCAAAAGAAGGUGAUUUAAGUGACUGGUCUGAGUAUUUCACUGCUGAUCAAUAAU